Molecule: messenger RNA, 7190 nt
Organism: Eublepharis macularius
Lineage: Eukaryota; Metazoa; Chordata; Lepidosauria; Squamata; Eublepharidae
Gene: PTBP3
Product: polypyrimidine tract binding protein 3
Exons: 15
Coding region: 66-1724 (552 amino acids)
Biological process (GO): regulation of RNA splicing; mRNA processing
Cellular component (GO): nucleus
Molecular function (GO): mRNA binding
Source: RefSeq, a predicted model, not a curated record
CCCUUUCCUUUCCCUCCCCCUUUCGCCGUCCCGUCCCUCGCCGCUUCCUUCCUCCUGUCUGUGCCAUGGAUGGUGUUGUUACAGAUCUUAUAGCAGUCGGUUUAAAGCGUGGAUCUGAUGAGCUUCUUCCUUCUGGUAUCACUUACGGGCCUUUUACCAUGAGCAGUUCUACUCCUGCUACAGCUAAUGGGAAUGAUAGCAAGAAAUUUAAAGGAGACAGAUCUCCAUGUUCCCCAUCUCGAGUCCUUCAUCUUCGUAAAAUUCCAAAUGAUGUCACUGAAGCAGAAGUCAUAUCUCUAGGUUUACCUUUCGGCAAAGUAACAAAUCUCUUGAUGUUGAAAGGAAAAAGCCAGGCUUUCCUAGAAAUGGCUUCAGAAGAAGCUGCUGUUACCAUGGUGAACUACUACACUCCCGUUACUCCUCACCUCCGCAGUCAGCCUGUUUAUAUCCAGUAUUCCAAUCACAGAGAACUUAAGACGGACAAUAUGCCCCAUCAGGCCAGAGCUCAAGCUGCAUUGCAAGCAGUGAAUGCUGUACAGUCUGGAGGCUUGGCACUUGCAAGUGUUCCAAUUACUGAGGGUGGACUACCCCCCGGCCAGAGUUCUGUUCUUCGAAUUAUAGUUGAAAAUCUCUUCUACCCUGUAACUCUAGAAGUGCUAUAUCAGAUCUUUUCCAAGUUCGGGACUGUUUUGAAGAUUAUCACUUUCACAAAGAACAAUCAGUUUCAGGCCUUGCUUCAAUAUGCUGACCCAGGGAAUGCACAUUAUGCCAAAAUGACUCUUGAUGGUCAAAAUAUCUACAAUGCUUGCUGCACUCUUCGUAUUGACUUUUCCAAGCUCACAAGCCUUAAUGUAAAAUACAACAAUGAUAAAAGCAGAGAUUUUACUCGUCUGGACCUUCCUUCAGGUGAUGGGCAGCCUUCCAUUGACCCUACUAUGGCUGCUGCUUUUGGCACUCCAGGCAUCAUCUCCUCACCAUAUGCAGGGGCUGCUGGCUUUGCUCCUGCCAUUGGCUUUCCCCAAGCUGCAGGUCUGUCGGUCCCAGGUGUUCCCAGUGCGCUUGGUCCUCUUACGAUCACCACCUCUGCCAUGACUGGGCGGAUGGCCAUCCCAGGAGUUACUGGAAUUCCUGGAAAUUCUGUCUUGCUUGUUAGCAAUCUGAAUCCUGAUGCAAUCUCACCAGAUGGGCUCUUCAUCUUAUUUGGUGUUUAUGGUGACGUUCAUCGUGUGAAAAUAAUGUUUAAUAAAAAGGAAAAUGCCUUGGUUCAGAUGGCAGAUGCAACCCAAUCCCAGCUAGCCAUGAAUCACUUAAAUGGACAAAAACUUUAUGGGAAGGUGCUUCGUGUUACGCUCUCAAAGCAUCAGACAGUACAGCUCCCUCGUGAGGGACAAGAGGACCAGGGCCUGACUAAGGACUAUAGUAAUAGCCCUUUGCAUCGCUUUAAGAAACCUGGCUCAAAGAACUUCCAAAAUAUCUUCCCACCAUCUGCCACUCUGCACCUCUCCAACAUUCCACCUCCUAUAACAGUUGAGGACUUGAAGAGUCUUUUUGGAAAUACUGGAUGUAAUGUGAAAAACUUCAAAUUCUUUCCAAAAGACCGCAAAAUGGCUCUCAUCCAGUUGGGUUCAGUGGAGGAAGCCAUCCAGGCUCUUAUUGAGCUCCACAAUCAUGAUCUUGGAGAAAAUCAUCACCUCAGAGUUUCCUUCUCCAAAUCUACCAUCUGAUACAUGUUGGACACUUUCUUUUUAAAGACUCUACCCACAGUUAAGAGUAAAACCUUCAGACAGAGACUGGAGUAGUCAAGAUAAACGCUGCAUCCUUGAACUAUGAAACUCGCGAUAAGUUGAUGUGUAUUUCUAUACACACAAUGAACCAAGGGAUGAUCUUUCUAUAUCUCGCUGUUCAAAAGGCUAAUAAUUUUCCAUGAAAUUUUCUUAUCUAGUAUUUAAUAACAAAACAUUUUCGGUAGAAGCCCCUGUUUUGAAUGAUUUCAGGAACAUAAUUUUUAGUUUGUUCCAAAAUGACCGUACACAACAUUUCUGUGCCCCAUUAAAUUACCCUAACAAAAAAUGCCUUCAAAUUAAACUUAGCAGAUAGCUUUAAAAUACUAAUAAAGAAUGUUCAUUUUUAUCCUUUGUGGAAUUUUUUGAUGGACUUACAUUUUAAUUAACACCUAUUGAAACUCUUGGAGGAAAGGCAGGGCCUUCUUUCUCCUUGAAAUACAAGAAUUUCCAAAUCAUAUAGCUGACACCAGUAAAUUGUCUUAAUGUGCUCAGUGACACUUUUAUCUAGGUAUAAAAUCAUGGCACGAGGUUUAGUUUUUAUUACUAUGAAAUGAUGUGUAACAGCAGUUUUGGAGAAAAUCAAAUGUGUCCUGAUUUCCAUUUUUUUUUUUAAUUUUUACCUUUCUUUCAGAGAAAAAAUGUUUACACUCUUAAGGGAAAAAAAUUCAGGUCUGUCAUAUGGUUUGACAAAUUUUUAGAAAGGUUAUUUUUGGUAAGGUCUUGUUUAAAAACACAAAGUUAAACCUCAAGGGUUUUUUGUACCACUAUAAUCUCUAAUACUUAAAUCAGAAUUACUGUGUAUUUACUUAAUUUCUUAUGUGCCUUAUUAUGUGCUUAUAAUGAUACAAUAGUUUAGAGUUUUAUCUGAAGUAUCUUAAACUGUAUUGUGGCUUGGCGAGGUUUUUUUUUUCUUUAUCUUAGUUUUUAAAAGUUUGGUGAUUUAAAAAAUGUUUUAAUAAGUAAUAGUCGAAUCAGAUUUCUGGUGCUUUGGUACAGGGGUGGGGAGGUGACACUGAAGACAAUUCAGGGACCAUCCUGUAGGCCUCUUCACAAUAUUUUGGGGGUUGCAGCUGAGUGGCAUCACUGUUGGGCUCUAAAGAAUGUUCUCCAGUUUCUGGAUGGUAUAUAACCUGUUGAGCCAGUGGCUCUUUGAGAAUAUUUUUGUCUCAGGAUUCCUUUUCACUCAACAGAACUGGGCUUGCUGUACUAAAUGUGGACUUGCUUUCCUUCAUAAACAUCAUAACUUCAGUACUGAAUGUUCACUCCUGUUUGGAGAGCAAGAUGAGAUGCAAUUCUUUUUUGUGUGUGUGAAAUAGGUAUAUACAAGUUAUUUCUAUGAUUGUAAUACAAUGUUUUUAGAGGUGUCUCAAGAUGUUAUGUCUACUGAAAUUCUUCAUUGUUCGUAAGGUAUUCCUCAAGUUUAAGGGUGAUUAAUCCUUAAAUAGUUUUGCAGUCGGACACAGAUUUUUUUUUUUUUAAGAAAUGAAUUUGAGUGUAAUGGCUGGUAGUGCUUAUUCAUCUUAGGGAUUUUUUAGCAAGUCAAAUUGUUCUUCUGAAAAUAUGGUUCAGCAGAACUCCAUAGCAUUAGAUCUUGCUCAGAUCUCUUUUUAAAAAUGGUAAUUUUUAAUUUGAUAGCUUGGUAAAUAUUCUUGAAAUGCAGGCUUCUUGGUAAUAUUGCUGUAGGAUGAAAGGAUAGGCAGUGAGACCGUUGCUUCCUUAAAUUAUACAGCUAUAUUUGGGUAGAUGUUCCCAAUUCCAGCUGAUCAUGAUGGGAAACCUUUGGACACUUAACUAAAACUUGUGUAUUUUUUACUUGUCAGCAGAUACAUUGCUUUUACACAGAGAAAUUUUAGUGUCCACUAAUGACUGGUCCUAAGUUCACCAUGACUUCACAGCUGUUCAAAAAUAAAGGUAUACAACUAGUAAAGGGUAUCAAGAUCUUCCCUCAGUUCAGCAGUGGGAUUAAACAGGCGCCUGACUUCAAUAUGGCACUUGAUCCUGUCAUUCAGCUGAUAUCAGUGGAACAUGGCUCUAAGUAAGCAUGUUCAGGAUGACAGUCUAGUUAGGCAUGAGAUAACUAGCUUAUUGAAGUAGGGCUGUAAUGAAUUGGCUGCCUCCUUAGCUUGGUUAAAGUUUCCUUAAGUUUGGUCACCAUGAUGUGUUUAAUGCUGCUACAAAGGGGGGACAUUAUUGGAAUUGAAUGUAACUGUGAAGCAGGAAAAAACAACCUGAAGUUUUGAGAAUGAGCAUUAGCAAUGUAUAAUAUCACGGGUGAGGGUGGGGUGUUUGUGUGUGUUUGUGUGUGUGUGCAGUGUGAAAUAUUGUAUGUGUAUGCAGAUACACAUUGCAAACAUUUAAUUUAUUGACUUAACUAAUCUUUAAAAAAGCAACUUUGUAGUGUUAAGGGAGAAAAAUGGUCAACAUGAGAAAUAGCUUCAUUCUGUCCCUAGAAAAUGUCAUUUCUACAAUCAUUGCCGUUUGUGUUUUGUAGGGCAUACAUUUUUAUAUGCUGGCGCCUUUAAAAUGGUUCAACCAAAAUUUGGAUGGUAGAUACCUAUCUUGUGUGGUCCUGUCAUAAUUAUAUUAUCUGUUGUAGUGCAUGUGUUCUCAACACUUUGUGGUUGGCUUAUUUUCACAAGGCUGUUUUCCAUAAAUUGCAUAUGUGAGCAAUGGCAGCACACUUUGUUUGCAUGUAAAACAAUUGUUCCAUUUAGAGCAAGUUAUAUUUACUUACCUUUCUUUUAAAAAAUAGACGCCCUAACCCUUUAAUUGAGGUUAGGACAACACUCGCUUUCCUAUUUUCUUGUUUUUUAUUCCUUUGCUGCCGAAUGGCGGCAUUAGAUUCUGCUUCAGAGGAUGUGGUUAUUGGAUAGCAGCCUCUGUGCAAAGGGUUCCUUAUCAAGCACCCUAGUACAGAAUGGCCAGUUAUCCAGAGUACUUGAUCUUUGCUGGCAUUCAUUUCAUCAACUGAGUCUCUUCUCUUUUCUCUCACCAUUAAUCCUCAAAGUGAUUGAAAUUAACACUGUGUGACCCUCGCAAAUGCUUUGGAGUUGAAAACUGUUCCGUUCUCAGUCUUCUUCCUGUCAGAUAUUUGAAUCACUGACUCUACAGCUGAUAAAAUACCUUCAGGUCCCUAACCAAUUAACUAACUUAAUGUUUUGGCUGCAAAGACUUGGCAACAGUGCCUUUUAAUAUACCGGAGGAAGGGAAGCAGUGUCUUGAAUAAGAAUCUGUGGUUUAAUAAACUCCUAUUAACUGUAAGAAUAAAUAUUUUUAUUAAAGUAAUAUGUCAUAUUCCAAAUUACAUCCAAAAUAGCUUUGAAAUUAGGUCCAGGGCUCAUCAGUGUUGUGAAAGAGCUGUGUUUAAAAACUACAUUUCAACUAAAUAGUCCAUUUCAGUCACUUGUGACUCUCAUUACUAGAGCCUAAGCCAUAAUAGCUUUCAUCCUGAGGGCAAAAAGCUGCUAGUUUUGGAUAAAUACUGGAAGGAAAAGUAAUCUCUUUCUUUCUUUUGUUCCAAAUUGGCUUAAGGAGGGAAAGAGUGCGAGUUUGUGGUCAGCACAGACUGCUGGUGUUUCAGUAGUUCAACAUAUUGGAGUCUUUGCUUAUUAGCCUUACAAACGAUUAGAGAAGCAAAUUUUAGAACUGCAAUUAAAGCUCGGAUUGCACUGUUUACUUAACUCACAGUGGCAACCCUAUGUCUUUGCAAGGUAUAGAACUUCAAACAAAUAUUCCUUUGUUAAGUCUUUCCCAGACUUGGUUGCCUUUUGUCUCCCUGUCAGUUGCACUAUGACUGUGCUUGGAGGAUACCUUGAUGGCUCUCUGUGCCUAUAUAUCCAAAUGUAGCCUUGAGUUGUCUGUGUGGCACCUCUUUUUAUUUCUUUUCACAGAUGGAGAAAUUGUAUGCGGUGGAAUUUUGUUGCUGUAAAACAUAGUGUAUAGGCUUUCUUUCGGUAAUGAAGAAACCUCAGAUUUUCCUGUUCAGUCUUCAUCCUGUCCUAUGUAGUACAUAUUGAUAUUUUCAAAGGAGAAGGGGGCUGAGUGGUUAACUGCAUUAAAGCCAUUAUGUUUGCCUUUUACUUUUUUGGUGGACUGGUAACUGAAAAAACUGCCACAUUUAAACUGUUGUGCUGAUAACUGUUCAAGUUGCACAGAGAUUUUCUUGAAGCAAAUUAACUCCUAAUUGUCUUUGCAAAGAUCUGUAUAUUACAUAUGAGACUGUUCUCUUAACAAAUCUUAACAAUUAGGAAUUAUUUGAAAUUGAAAAACUUCUAAAACUUAAUUUCAGGGUUUAAAGAAAAACACAAAAUGGGACCAAAGUUUAUGUGCCUUCGGUAGAUGUGUAUUUUUUUUUCUUUUGCAAACUUUCAGUCUUUACAAAUCAAUACUCUUGUUUUCAAGAAAAUAUGUAUUUAUAUAGUAAAAACCAAAUGACCCAUGAACUGUCCAUUUGUGCAAUCAGUUGUAACUGUUCCAUUUGGGUUUGUUAUCCCUUUGCCUUCUGCCAUUGUAGCAUCAGUAUGCUGCAACAUGCAGGAAUCCAAGUUAAAUUCUUCGGCUGUGGUUGCCCUCGAUAGCUUGCAGUGGAGAAGUAAGGGGGGGGGGACCUUAGUAUCAAGACAACCAACCCUCCAUGAUAAGUGAAGGGUACGUGUUUUGGGGGAACUUUGGUCCUUGAAUCUAUGUCCAGUAUUAGGGAUGAUAGUGGAAAUCUAACCAGCUGUAUUCUUGGAUUCAUUUCUUAAAUGUUUUAGGUUUUUUCCCAAUUCAUCCUACAGUUCCUGUAAAUGUUCAAAAAUAUGGUGACUGACCAAGUAGAUCGUUGCACCAGAUUGUCACCUCAUUGCAAUGACCAAAGAUUGUCUGCUCUGCUUAUAUACUGAGACAUCUUGUCAGUUUUCUCUUCAGCUCUCUUUUCUGAAAGACUCUGCAAGUGGCCUUUUUAUGAAUGCUCUCGGUGAAUGGACCACUUGAUGAGAGAAGCUACUUUUAAAAAAUGUGAACCAAAUGUAAUGGCAUAAGGCAAGGGGCUAAUGGACUGCUUAGUACUGUAUUUUAAAAAGGAGCAUGCUUACAGGAGUCAGACAUUCCCUAAUUUUUCAUGUGUUCCUAAGUCCCUUUUUCAGUUUGUAAAAAAAUAUUAAUCUAAACACAAGAAAAUGCUGUAAAUAUUUGUAACAACAUUUUUUACCUGGCAAAAAAAAAAAGGUUUUUGGGAACAAGUAUAACAUGGUUUUUAUAUUAAAUAAAACAUCGAUUGUCUUGUAUAUUUUGAUAAGCAACAAUACCAGCUUUCAUUUGUUAAGCAGCUUGCGGCAUUGGAGGGGAAAAGGAUUCCAUGUUGUUCAGAUGACUUGAUGUUAAAAAUGCAAAGAAGUUGAAAUAUUAAAGAAACCUAUUUUCUAA